Molecule: messenger RNA, 5987 nt
Organism: Delphinapterus leucas (beluga whale)
Lineage: Eukaryota; Metazoa; Chordata; Mammalia; Artiodactyla; Monodontidae
Gene: NUP153
Product: nucleoporin 153
Biological process (GO): RNA export from nucleus; protein import into nucleus
Cellular component (GO): nuclear pore
Molecular function (GO): structural constituent of nuclear pore
Source: RefSeq, a predicted model, not a curated record
UUCUGGCUCACGACUGCAGCGGCGGCCUUAGCAGCGGCAAUAGACGCAACAACGGCGACUGCAGGGAAGACGACGACGGCUGGGCGGGCGCUGUGCGCAAAGGGGAGGGGUAGGCGGGCGGCGCCGGCGGCUUCAACUGCGGCAGCUACGGCUAGGGCGACGGAAGAAGAAUCUCCAGCAGCCGGCGGUUGAGUUAGGCCUAAGCAGCGCCCGGAGCCGCCCGCACUGUCCUCUGCGGGGGAAUCUACACAGAGACGGUGACAUACACAGAGGCUGGGGUCCGCGGGAGGCUGCCGGACCGGAGCCAGCUACUCGGCCUCUGUCGCCGCCACCCCCUUCCCUGCCGCCAGCGCGCGUUCUCUCUCCGCUCCUGCUCGCAGCCCCGCGAUUCCUGGUGUGCCUGUGCCCCGCUGUGUGGGCAGCGCGUGCGUACUUUUGGGCUGGGGCCGGGCGGGGGGGGCUCUAAGGCCGUCUCUGCCUCUCCCGCCCCGGAGGGGGAAGCCGCGGAGGCUCACGCCAUGGCCUCGGGAGCUGGAGGCAUAGGAGGGGGCGGUGGCGGCAAGAUCCGGACUCGGCGUUGCCACCAGGGGCCAAUUAAACCUUACCAGCAGGGGCGACAACAGCACCAGGGCAUUCUCAGCAGGGUUACAGAAUCUGUUAAGAAUAUUGUGCCAGGAUGGUUACAGAGAUACUUCCACAAGAGUGAAGACGUAUGUAGCUGCUCAACAGACACAAGAGAGGUGGCACAGUGGCCGGAAAAUAGGGAAGAUGACCAUAUAAUAUAUGCUGAUGAGGAGAACCCUAACAUUCAUGAUGGGAGAAGCACUCCUGAGCCAACAGUCAGUAAUACAGAAGAACCCUCAACAACUAGUACUGCUUCAAAUUAUCCAGAUGUAUUAACAAGGCCUUCUCUUCAUCGGAGCCAUCUGAAUUUCUCCAUGUUGGAAUCUCCUGCGUUACACUGUCAGCCCUCCACAUCUUCGGCAUUCCCAAUUGGCAGUUCUGGAUUUUCCCUCGUAAAGGAAAUUAAAGAUUCUACCUCUCAGCAUGAUGAUGAUAACAUCUCAACCACCAGUGGUUUUUCUUCAAGAGCUUCUGAUAAAGAUAUAGCUGUUUCAAAGAACACUUCAGUGCCACCUCUGUGGUCCCCAGAGGCUGAACGUUCUCAUUCACUCUCACAGCACACUGCCACCAGCUCAAAAAAACCAGCAUUCAACUUGUCUGUCUUUGGAACACUUUCUCCUUCGCUUGGGAAUUCUUCAGUUCUUAAAACAAGUCAGCUUGGAGAUUCUCCUUUUUACCCUGGAAAAACGACAUAUGGUGGGGCAGCAGCUGCUCUAAGACAGUCUAAACUACAAAACACACCCUAUCAGGCACCAGUCAGAAGACAGAUGAAAGCUAAGCAACUGAACGCACAAUCCUAUGGUGUGACUAGUUCAACAGCUCGGAGGAUAUUGCAGUCUUUAGAGAAGAUGUCAAGCCCUCUAGUGGAUGCAAAAAGAAUUCCAUCUGUUUUUUCUUCUCCUCUGAAUUCCCCUCUUGAUAGGAGUGGGAUAGAUACCACCACAAAUUUUCAGGCCAGAAGGGAAAAGGUGGACUCUCAACACCCCCCUGUUCAGAGACUCAUGACCCCAAAGCCAGUUUCCAUAGCAGCAAAUCGAACUGUUUAUUUUAAACCAUCUCUGACCCCAUCUGGUGAAUUAAGGAAGACUAAUCAAAGAAUAGAUAAAAAGCACAGUACUGGAUAUGAAAAAAAUAUGACACCAGGACAAAAUAGAGAACAGCGAGAAAGCGGCUUUUCUUACCCAGAUUUCAGUGUGUCUGCAGCCAAUGGUUUGUCUUCUGGAGUAGGUGGUGGAGGUGGGAAGAUGAGGCGAGAGAGGACGCGCUUUGUGGCAUCUGAACCUCAAGAGGAGGAGGAAAUGGAAGUCCCAGUAUUACCGAAAAUCUCUCUACCCCUCACCAGUUCUUCACUGCCUACCUUCAAUUUUAGUUCUUCUGUGAUUACAACUUCCUCUCCAUCACCCACUACUCCUUCACAAUCAUUAACAAACCAGGUACAAAUGACCUCUCCAAACAGCACUGGCAGCCCCUUGUUUAGAUUUUCAUCUCCAAUUGUAAAAUCUACUGAGGCAGAUGUACUACCUCCAUCAUCUAUUGGAUUUACAUUUAGUGUGCCCGUGGCAAAGACAGCAGAACGUUGUGGCACUAGUAGUGCCUCAGAGCCACUUACAAGGAGUUCAGCUCAAGAUAUCACUGCAGUGAACAGUCCAAGCUGUAAGAAGAAACCAGAUGAAGAUUUCAAGGGCCCUUUCAAACCUGCAAAAACCCUGAAAGAAGGAAGUGUCCUAGAUGUUCUGAAGAACCCUGGUUUCACAUCACCAAAGGCAGAUUCUCUUGCUGCUCAACCUACCACCACAAGCCUGGUAGUUUAUUCAAGACCAGCAAUAAGUAGCUUUUCUUCUAGUGGAAUUGGGUUUGGGGAAAGUUUAAAACCUGGGUCAUCGUGGCAGUGUGAUACCUGUCUACUCCAGAACAAAGUUACAGACAACAAAUGUGUAGCCUGUCAAGCAGCAAAAUUGCCGCCAAAAGAUACUGCUAAACAGACUGGAACUGGGACACCAAGUAAAAGUGGCAAACCAACUGUUUCUGCACCAGAGACAGGCUUUGGAGACAAAUUUAAACCAGCAGUAGGAACUUGGGAUUGCGAUACCUGUUUAGUGCAAAAUAAACCUGAAGCGGUAAAAUGUGUAGCUUGUGAAACACCGAAACCGGGAACUGGUGUUAAGCGAGUCCUUACGUUGCCAGUGGCUUCAGAAAGCGCUGUUACUGUGGCUGCUUCCUCCUCCAGCUGCACUGAGACCACUGGUGCCUUAGGAUUUACAGAUAAAUUCAAAAGGCCCGUGGGAUCUUGGGAGUGUCCAGUGUGCUGUGUUUCUAAUAAUGCAGAAGACAAUAAAUGUGUGUCCUGUAUGUCUCAGAAACCAGGAAGUUCAGUACCUGCUUCAAGUAGCAGCACUGUCUCUGUCUCUCUGUUGUCUGGAGGCUGCCUAGGAUUGGACAAGUUCAAGAAACCUGAGGGAAGCUGGGACUGUGAAGUGUGCCUAGUGGAGAAUAAAGCAGAUUCUAACAAAUGCGUAGCAUGCGAGAGUGCAAAGCCGGGCACAAAGUCUGAGUUUACAGGCUUCACCCCAUCUUCCUCAUCUUCGAACCCAGCAGCCUCAUCCUUCAAAUUUGGUAUCCCAUCAUCCUCUUCUGGGCCUUCUCAGACUUUAACAAACACUGGAAAUUUUAAAUUUGGAGAUCAAGGAGGUUUCAAAAUAGGUGUGUCAUUAGAUUUUGGGUCUGUAACCCCUUUGAGUGAAGGCUUUAAAUUUUCUAAACCAAUAGGAGAUUUAAAAUUUGGAGUUUCAUCUGAUUCUAAACCUGAAGAAGUUAAAAAGGAUAGUAAAAAUGAUAAUAAUUUUAAGUUUGGACUUGCUUCUGGUUUAAGCAAUCCGCCUUCUUUAGCUCCAUUUCAGUUUGGGGUGUCUAGUCUUGGGCAGCAAGAAAAGAAAGAAGAACCGCCGAAAUCUUCAUCUGCAGGCUUUGGCUUUGGUUCCGGUGUCAUUAACCCUCCCCCUGCUGCUACUGACACCACAGUGACCUCUGAGAGCAAGAGCAGCUUCAGUUUUGGAACCGUGGACACCAAGGGUGUCCCAGGGGCUCCUUUCACAUGUCAGACGCCAGAAGCAAAAAAAGAAGAAACCCCUGCCUCCAAAGGAGGGUUCACUUUUGGCAGCGUGGACCCUGCCCCCCUGCCAUCUGCCUCGUUGUUUGUUUUGGGAAGGACAGAAGAGAAACAGCAAGAGCCUGUCACGUCUACAUCUCUAGUGUUUGGGAAAAAAGCUGACAGUGAAGAGCCAAAGUGUCCACCAGUGUUUUCCUUUGGGAACUCAGAGCAAACCAAAGACGAGGGUUCUUCCAAGUCUUCGACCUUUAGUUUCAGUAUGGCAAAGCCAUCUGAGAAGGAAUCUGAACAGCCAACGAAGGCCACUUUUGCUUUUGGAGCUCAAACCAGUACUACAGCUGAUCAAGGUACAGCAAAGCCAGUUUUCAGUUUCUUGAACAACAGUUCCUCUAAUUCAAGUACACCAGCCACUUCAGCUGGUGGUGGCAUAUUUGGUAGUUCCACCUCAUCCUCCAGUGCGCCUGCGGCUGCCUUUGUGUUUGGACAGGCCAACAGUCCUGUGAGCAGCUCUGCCUUUGGGAACUCUGCCGAAUCCAGUACAUCUCAGUCUUUGCUAUUUUCUCGAGAGAGCAAACCAGCAACCACGUCGAGCGCGGGCACAGCUGUCGCCCCAUUUGUCUUUGGUCCGGGUGCCAGCAGCAGUGAUACUGCCGCCUCUGGUUUCAGCUUUGGAGCUCCCACCACAUCGAGCUCUGCAGGAUCCUCCUUUGUAUUCGGCACUGGACCUUCAGCACCAUCUGCCAGUCCAGCGUUCGGUGCUAACCAGACCCCAGCAUUUGGACAAAGCCAAGGUGCCAGCCAGCCUAACCCCCCAGGCUUUGGGUCUCUGUCAUCUUCAGCAGCAUUAUUUUCUGCUGGCUCUCAGCCUGCGGCACCUACUUUUGGGACAGUGUCGAGCAGCAGCCAGCCUCCUGUGUUUGGACAGCAGCCUAGUCAGUCUGCAUUUGGCUCAGGAACAGCUCCUAAUUCCAGUUCUGUUUUCCAGUUUGGCAGCAGCGCUACAAAUUUCAACUUCACAAACAAUAAUCCAUCAGGAGUGUUCACGUUCGGCGCAAAUGCCAGCACACCUGCAGCCGCAGCCCAGCCCUCUGGCUCGGGGGGCUUUCAGUUUAGCCAGUCUCCAGCGGCGUUUUCUGUGGGGUCAAAUGGGAAAAACUCAUUCUCUCCUGGAACUGCAGUUUCUGGUCGCAAGAUAAAGACUGCUGUUAGACGCAGGAAAUAAAGAUCUUGAUGGUGUUAUACACACUGUUUUAACAACAGCUGGUGCCCUACUUUCAGAUUCUGGAUUGUACUACGUGCUGGGUUAUCUGAGGUCAGAUCUUUAAUUUUGGAAUUUUCCUCCUUUUUUCUUUACAGAAGCCCCAACCUCACCUCUCCCACCCCCUUUUAAAAAAAUAAUAGCUAGACUGGUGACUUAUUCUUCAGCAAAAAUGUUUUAUGAUCCAGCAAAUUAUUCACUGGUUUGGCAUAGGCUGGCUGAACCCAGGAAUCAAGCCCGCUCAAGAGAAUGGCUUUGUAUACAACCUCUUUUUCUGCACCACCAUGUGCGUUGAUAUGCGUUUUAUGGAACGCAUUGAAAUUGUAAUUAUAUCUGAGGAAUUCUGUAUAGAUUAGAGGAUGUUGAAAUGAAUGAUUUCUAUGCUGAGUUUGUGCUGGUGUAUGUGUGAAGUGAGUGAGUUGGGUGUAUUGUGCACUAAAAUUUUCUGAUAGAGGAAGCCUGAUUAAAGAAUGGUCCAUGCUAAGGAGUUGUUAGAUCUAGUUCGUUCUCCAUUUAAUAAUUAUAUGCUAUUUCUAUAUUGGCAUUCUUCUGACUAUCACCUGUCUUGCCUUUUUCAUUAUUUUAUUAUGAAACUUGUGUAAAUACAAUUUUGUUUCUGUACUUUUUUGGCAUAACAUAAAUCUGUGAACUUGAAAUUUUAAUUUUGUGUUAGAAAGUUUUUUUCGUUGUUUAGUCUUGUCUCAGAUUUUAUUAUGUAAAUCCCAUUAUUCAAAGUUGCCUAAAUCCAUUUGGAAAUCUUUAAAAAAAAAAAAAUUGGGGAUUCUUAAAGUGAGUUUAUUGGCUUUUCUGAUCCAGUUUUUGUUUGGACCAAAAACCAGUAUUGUACAAAGUAUUAAGCAUAUAUUUUUAUAUUUACUGAAAUGGACUGUGGUGACUUUGGAUAAUAAGGAAAAGUUUAAUAUUAAAGCCAUGUUUAUUACAGUAUAAUUAACAUGUUAAACCAUGGGAUAAAUGCCAUCAAUAAAAAGUUAUGAAAUA